CGAACAUCAAGGUCACAAAAAUAUUGGACGUAUUCCCUUACGGUCUACUCCGGGCCAUUCGUAAAUGUGCAGAGUAGAGGGCCUUGCAGCGGGGUCAUGAACGAAUUUCCGCGGCAGUCCCGAUAAGCAAUAUCUAGGGUGGUACGUAGUGUUUUGCAGGGAUCCCCGCAGAUGAGAGGAAAUGAAUUGCCCAAGUCUGAGGUUCCGAGUUCCAAGGUCCUCUGGCUGAACCCUGCUCGACGCAGGGUCUUCCACACGUUCAACCUUAAGUGUCAGAGUGGUAUUUGUUCUCAACUUCUGCUCGUGUGGCAGGAAAAUACGUUUGAGCCAGGCCAGCAGAAUGCCAAGAGUCUUCUGCGCGGGUUAGCGUUGUACAUGCUUGACGUUGCGAAAUUCACCGGGGUUCUUCCGAAUGGCGAUCUCCAGGCCGUCAAACAGGAAGUCAUGCCUUUCCCGACGGUCGCGAUCCAGCAACAUGGCUAGACGUGAAGGCGAUAAGACCCAUAUCUUGAGCACAGGAGUAUUCUGAUUCGUAGUGACCUGAGGAGAGAAUCUAGCGGCAAUAUCG
Molecule: messenger RNA, 568 nt
Organism: Aspergillus eucalypticola CBS 122712
Lineage: Eukaryota; Fungi; Ascomycota; Eurotiomycetes; Eurotiales; Aspergillaceae
Exons: 2
Coding region: 172-483 (103 amino acids)
Source: RefSeq, a predicted model, not a curated record